Molecule: messenger RNA, 1222 nt
Organism: Benincasa hispida (wax gourd)
Lineage: Eukaryota; Viridiplantae; Streptophyta; Magnoliopsida; Cucurbitales; Cucurbitaceae
Product: homeobox protein knotted-1-like 6
Biological process (GO): regulation of DNA-templated transcription
Cellular component (GO): nucleus
Molecular function (GO): DNA-binding transcription factor activity, RNA polymerase II-specific; DNA binding
Source: RefSeq, a predicted model, not a curated record
AUGGCCAUGCAUUCCCAUCACAAGUUUUCUUGCGUUCAUGCCAAGUAUAACAUGAACGCAGGUUUCUCGGUUGAUCCGAGAAUUUUGUCCUCGAAAUUCCUAUNCCUUCCCCUCGAUUACCAGACCUUGCUUUCAUCCUCCAACUUCCGCGAUCGGAUUCCUAUGUUCGGAUCCGAUGAACUGGUUUCCUCUACUUCCGCCAUAUCCGAAGCCGAAGCACCUUCCACUACUCCAGAUUUUCCGCUCCCAGAAGAUGUUCAUGUUCUCAGCCUCACCAAGGCCAAAAUUCUCUCUCAUCCUGCCUAUCCUCGUUUGCUUCAUGCUUAUAUUGACUGCCAGAAGGUUGGAGCUCCUCCGGAGAUAGCUUGCUUGUUGGAGGAAAUCCGGCGAGAAAACGACAGUCAUAAACAAAACGGCAUCACCACGUGCUUUGGAGCCGAUCCCGAGCUGGAUGAGUUCAUGGAAGCGUACUGUGACAUGCUGGUCAAGUAUAAAUCAGAUCUCUCAAGGCCCUUUCAUGAAGCUUCCUCCUUCUUGAACAACAUUCAACUGCAACUUUGCAACCUCUGUGCUGGUGCCUCCACCAGAAGCCCUUCCAAUGAGGAUGCCAUGUCAUCAGACGAUGAGCUUAACUGGGGAGAGAGGGAAUUGCAAGAUGGUCAAAUGAGGUUAGAAGACAAAGGUCUUAAAGAUAUGCUCUUAAGUAGAUUUGGUAGCCACAUUGGUACCUUGAAGCUGGAAUUUUCAAAGAAGAAGAAGAAAGGAAAACUGCCUAAAGAAGGAAGGAAAGUACUGCUCGAUUGGUGGAAUGUUCACUAUAAAUGGCCAUAUCCAACGGAAGCUGAUAAGGUUGCGCUGGCAGAGACAACAGGACUAGAUCCGAAGCAAAUUAACAAUUGGUUUAUUAAUCAACGAAAGCGGCACUGGAAACCAUCUGAAAGUAUGCAAUUUGGAAAUAUGGAUAAUGUGGCUGAACAAUUUUACGCUAGGCUUGACUCUUGAGAAUGAGGUGUACAUCGUCCAAAUGGGUAUAUAUUACAUGCUUUAAAAUCACUCACCAUGCUAAGCCAAUAGUUUAGCAUAUAUCUCCAAGAGCAAGCAAUUGUAUUCAUUACAUGGGUGGGAAAAGAUCAAAAUGGCUUCCAUACUUUUGUCUUGUAAAUUUCUGAAAUAAUUAACAUUAAUUAUGGAAAUGUUAAUCAAAGUUUGGAUGAUUUCUUUC